ACGAAACAUAACCUAACAAAAAACUAUUGUGGUUACUUUCAAUUCAAUGGUUAAGAAAAAUGAAAGGAGCUAUAAAUCGAGAGCCUAACCUGCAAUUACCCUGAGUACUUUUACUUGUAGCAGUGCAACCUUGAGAUCUAAGUUAGAACAUUUGGUUUGGAUUUUUUAUUAAUACAUAAAUUUUAAAUAAUGACAGACUCUGCAGAAAGUUUAUUGUUAAAAAUAAAAGAACAAGGUGAUUUGGUUCGAAAAUUAAAAGCUGCCAAGGAAUCCAAUGAAAAAGGAAAGAAAAUCAUUGCUGAAUAUGAUUUUGGAGAAAUAGACAAACAAUUAUCACAGUAUAGUUAUAUUUGUGGCUAUAUGCCAUCUAAAUGUGACAUAGAAUUAAUAAGAGAUUUAAAGAAUUUAGAUUUUCAAAAAUAUAUACACAUUAAAAGGUGGUGGUACCAUAUGGGGAGUUUCAGCAAUUCUGAGAUAUCAUUGUUGCCUGAUUCUAAUCUUCCAAAUAUAAUGAAAGUAACAAAAGAAAGUUCUAAAUCCAUUGAUAACCAGAUACAAGAAGAAGUGUCAAAACUGUUAGCGCUUAAAGCGCAGCUGACCACAGAAGAUGCUGGUCCACAGAAAUUUACCCUCAAGACACCAAAAGGAACUCGGGAUUACAAUCCCCAGCAGAUGAGUAUAAGAAAUGAUGUUCUCCAAAAGAUUAUUACAGUGUUUAAGAGGCACGGAGCUGAGUGUAUCGAUACACCUGUGUUUGAAUUGAAGGAAGUUUUAACUGGAAAAUAUGGUGAGGAUUCAAAACUGAUUUACGAUUUGAAAGAUCAAGGAGGAGAGAUAUUAUCCCUGCGAUAUGAUUUAACGGUUCCACUGGCACGGUACUUGGCGAUGAACAAAAUAACUAAUCUGAAACGAUACCAUAUAGCUAAAGUUUACAGAAGAGAUAACCCAGCUAUGACAAGGGGCAGAUACAGGGAAUUUUAUCAGUGUGAUUUCGACAUAGCUGGCGCGUAUGACCCAAUGGUACCAGAUGCAGAGUGCCUUAAAGUAGUAACAGAAAUAUUGGAUGCAUUGAAUAUUGGUCAGUAUGUACUGAAGAUUAACCACAGGAGGUUGCUCGACGGAAUGUUUGAGGCGUGCGGAGUGCCUGCUGACAAGUUUAGAGCAACGUGUUCUACUGUGGAUAAGUUAGAUAAGUCACCUUGGGAUGAAGUGAGGACAGAAAUGAUAAAUGAAAAAGGUGUGACGCCUGAAGCAGCAGACAAGAUUGGUGAAUACGUGCGACUAAACGGAGGCACGGAGUUGGCGGAGAAGUUGCUAAAAGACGAAAAACUGUCUAAAACUAAGGCCGCAGUUGAAGGACUCGAAGGCAUCAAAUUAUUGUUGGAGUACUGCGCACUGUUUGGCAUUAAAGACAAAAUACUCUUUGACCUCAGUCUAGCGAGAGGCUUGGAUUAUUACACUGGUGUGAUUUAUGAAGCUGUGUUGACGCAGCCUAUUAAAAUUGGAAAUGAGGAGCAGACAGUUGGCUCUAUUGCUGGAGGUGGCAGAUAUGACAACCUCGUUGGAAUGUUCGAUUCUAAGCACAAGCAGGUGCCGUGUGUAGGCGUUAGUAUCGGCGUGGAGCGCGUGUUCUCCGUGCUGGAAGCGAAGUUGGCGGCGGGCGACAUCGCAGUACGGACAAGCGACAUCGACGUGUACGUCGCUUCUGCGCAAAAGAACUUCCUCGAGGAAAGAAUCAAAGUCUGCGCUGAGCUGUGGGACGCCGGUAUUAAGACCGAGCAAUCGUACAAGAAAAACCCCAAAAUGCUGAACCAACUACAACAUUGCGAAGAGAAUGGCAUUCCCUUAGCGGUCGUGCUCGGCCAGUCCGAGCUAGAGCGCGGCGUCGUCAAAAUAAGGAAUAUCGUUUCAAGGCAAGAGGACGAGGUGCCCAGAGACAGUCUAGUGCAGGAGCUGAAGACAAGGAUCUCUGCGCUUAAUAAAGAAAUUAACGGAACUAGCUAAAUAAAUAUAUAUAUUUAUUUAAAUGCUACAUAAAUUAUUUGGUAUUUACUGUAUUUUUACUAUUGUAUUUAAUAAAGUACUAUAGCUUGCAUCUCUUUUUUGAUACUUGGAAGUCAGUCUGUCUAAAUAUAUGGUUUAAAGUAUUUGUUAUGCUGAACUGCGGUUGUAAUCAUUAUACCAUGAUAAAGGAUUUUGCAAGAAAGUCGUAUGCAGAGCAUUUAAAUUCAAAGAGAGAGCAUUUAAAUUCCUGUAUAGAAUUGAUACCAGUAAAGUCCACGACAGCACGCCUGAGUUUAUAAAAUUGAUGGGAAGCAGUUACACAUGGUUAAAAAUUUUAUUGAAAAUUUUUGGUGUUUAUUUUUUUUUAUGUAAUACCUAGAUAUAAAAUUGUAUUAUUCGGUACUUAAAUUCGCCAUUUUAUUUCUUCAAAGUAUGUAGCUUCGUAAUGAAAAUGACAAAAUGUAAUAGGAAUCGUCGCUAAGACAUUAUUUAUUAAACUUUUUGUAACAUUUUUAUAAAAUAGCAAUAAUAGUAACUUGUUACUUCUAAGUAAUUGUAAACCAGUUAAUAAUAGUAGAUAAUUUUUUUCUCAGUCUGUAUAUCAAUAUAGUAUCAUUCUUUUGUAAAUCAAAUUCCUUACUAAAUCAACGUUAAGCAAAUGUUUGUUAUGUUUGAAUGGAUCAAACUUUUUGAUCCUGUUUAAUUUUAGUAUCAAUUACUUUUAUAUGGGUAAACUUUUCCACAAUAAAUAAUUAAAUAGUAAAA
Messenger RNA from Manduca sexta (tobacco hornworm), 2769 nucleotides. RefSeq names its product histidine--tRNA ligase, cytoplasmic (gene HisRS). Gene Ontology annotation, biological process: histidyl-tRNA aminoacylation; mitochondrial translation. The transcript has 9 exons. The record is from RefSeq and is a predicted model, not a curated record. NCBI's taxonomy places the organism in Eukaryota, Metazoa, Arthropoda, Insecta, Lepidoptera, Sphingidae. Gene Ontology annotation, molecular function: ATP binding; histidine-tRNA ligase activity. Gene Ontology annotation, cellular component: cytoplasm; mitochondrion. The coding region runs from base 190 to 2004 and encodes 604 amino acids.